This is a messenger RNA of Gymnogyps californianus (California condor), 492 nucleotides long. RefSeq names its product neuromedin S (gene NMS). The record is from RefSeq and is a predicted model, not a curated record. NCBI's taxonomy places the organism in Eukaryota, Metazoa, Chordata, Aves, Accipitriformes, Cathartidae. The coding region runs from base 1 to 363 and encodes 120 amino acids. The transcript has 8 exons.
AUGCCCCCGCCGCCCGCCCUGCCCUGGCUGCUCGCCGCCUGCUGCCUCUGCGCCCUCCCGCGGGGCUCAGGGUUCCCCCAGCCUUUCUCGCGCUACAGGGACGGCGUGGACCUGCCCGAAAGCCAGCAACUGGCACUGUGUUUCAGUCAGUGGAUGGAACUGUCUAAUCAACCCCAGAUCUCCAGCACCGUUUUGGAUCUCUGUUAUUCCAUAUUCAACAGCAUGCAUACAAAUGAGGAAUCGCAGAUUGCUGCUGCGAAGUUUACAAAGAAGGAUAGUCAUGGGACUCUGGGACGGCCUUUUUUCCUUUUCAGGCCUCGAAACGGAAGAACUAUCGAAGGCAGUGAAUACCAUGGAAUAUGAAGUUCAUGGGUCGAUUUACCGGCGUGGUGACUUGGUUUACAUAAAGAAAAGAGACUUCCCAUUGCACUAGUUGUCUAUUAUGUGGCUCGGUUGUCUGGAAUUUGCUGUUCCAUGUAAUAAAUUUGCAAU